AUGAUGCCCUGCAACAGCAAAGCGCAAAACUUGUCCAAGGAUGGGGGGAGCUUUCAGGAAUACGAGCCUAUCACGGAAAUAGACGAAGAUCAUGUCCGAUACAUGUAUUCGACCGAGAACCAAGAUGCCUUAGCAAACGAAAGGGAAACAUUAAGGCUAGGCGACAGUCCAAAUGAUCCUGACCGGCGGCACUGGAGAGAAGGACUUUUGGAGCAUGACGGACUUAUGGAAGACCUCAGCAUCUCCUCGCCUCAACAAACUCCUUCGGUUCUGUCUUCGCUGGAGUAUCUCGGAAGGCCGGCUGCAUUGGACAUUUCAGUAGAGGAGAAGGCGCUUGUGCAUGAAGACCCGACGUGGCGCCCGGCCUGGCUGCGUCCUUUCGUUCUCGCCACUUUUGCAGGGCUCUUCUCAUGUGCUGCCGUCGCCCUCCUCAUCAUGUUAUGCUAUUCCCAUAAGAACGAUGGAUUGUUCAGGACUGGGUCCACAUUAACAUUUUGGUGGAAAUUUGGUCCGACCGCUGUGCUUACCCUUGUGGCGGGCCUUUGGACCAGAGUUGAGCUUCAGUCUCAAAUAUACAUGCCCUGGAUUGUUCUACGCCAGGAGGAGCACGACGGUGGUAAUGGCUACGACCUUGACUAUACGUCAAUGAUGACACCGGCUCUCCUCUAUCACUCACUCCGUCGGAAGCAUUUCCUAGUGUUUUCGACAGCACUAGUAUCUCUCCUUCUCAAGAUUCAGGUAGUCCUAAUGCCAGGUUUGCUCCAUCCUGGGCAGGCUCAGGUUUCAGGGUCAACUCCUGUGCAAGUUUUAGACGCUUUCAGGGCGGGCGUUCUCUGGGCGACCGGCGAAGACUUGGGAACUGAGGAUGAGGCUCUAUCGGAAUAUAGAAGCUUCAAUACUUACUAUACCGCUCGAGCCAUCAAAGACUAUAACUUGAGUUACCCAUUCGGUCUGACGGGCGAUGCAGCUUUUCAACUCUUUGUGCCGAGAGGCAGUCCGAAUGCGCCCAUUACGGUCCGCGUAGAUGGCUUUUUCACAGAUAUGCACUGCCUGAAGCUCGAAACCUUUGAGGUACAACGAGCGACCGACCCCAUGCGUCUUGGCUUUAUCCUCAAUUUUGAGGGGUGCCUUGACGUACCGAUCGAGCUCCAGAAAUAUGAAGGGAGUAUCUGGGGCCUCUGCACUCCGCUGAAUGAUGAUCGGCCGUGUCGGAGUCUUCCUCAAGAAAAUCUGCAAUACGUAUUCUCGACUGGCACGCUAGAAUCGCCAUCUAUACAAAAAUGGUCGCAGCAGAAUGUUAAGGUUGUUGCAUUUGCAGCUGUUAUUUGCUCUCCAACUGCCUGGACUUCGGAGGUUGAAGUUGUGGACAACGGAAUCAGCACUGAGCUUAAGAAAUUGGAAGACCAGUCUCAGACGCCGCUUGACGUUGCCGUCUGGACUAUGCUGGAUAUUUCCAUGCCUAUUACGUUUGAGCCUAAUUUUGAUUUUUCUCUUUACUCAUCAGACGAGAAGGGUGAUUUCGGGUACGGACCGGCUGGAGUAUGGGCGCAUCUUCAAAACGAAGCUACAGAUGGCCGGACUGGUAUUUUGAACACAACCGAUGCGCUGUACGAUUCCAUGAUUGGCCUGACCAGAAAGCUUGGUCCCAUAGCUGGUCACUAUUGUCUCCGUCACAAUGAGAGCGCGGAGAUCAUGGGUGAUGAACGCAGGCAAGUUGUGAAAUUGAAGGUUGUAGGCUGGAUUGGAUACUCCAUGGUGGUGGUCUUCGCUCUUAUCGCGUCAAUCAACAUCUUCGUCUUCAUUCGAUAUAAUCAGUGCACAAAGGUAUGGAACAGAGAUCCCGCAACAGUUCUCGGGAGCAUACUUUUCUUCCAGGCACACCAGCAACUCAUCGACCAGAAGAUACGCUUCGACGAAAAGCACACAGAUUCCUGGCAGUAUCAAAGCGGGUCUGUACCAGUCACGUUGAGAAAAUUGGUGCAGACGGCUUUCAGUAUUGUCGUUAUCGUUAUGAUUGCAACUGUUCUGUACACCUCAAAGUUAUCAAACGCGAACAUUGGGCUGCUUCCCAUAGAGAAUGACAAUCACCUGCUCUGGACUUCGUUACCGACGCUGAUCGUGCUGGGUAUUGCACUAUAUACGACAUCAUUCAACUCAUCACUGAGAGGCUUAUUCGUCCUUCACAUCCUCUCCAAGGGACCUUGUUCUUCGCAACAACUGGACAUCACGCUCUUAGACAUGCUUGGGCCACAGGCUCUGUAUUCAGCGACUCGGCGGAAGGCUUGGCUCAUCUCGCUUUCACAAUUCUUGGCAAGCCUCUGUGCUUUUCUAACAACCAUCGCCUCGACCCUGUUCACAGCCGAGUAUAUUCAAGAACGCGUAGAAUUCAAACUCAAACAGCAGAGCGUGUUCGGUAACAGACCGUUGAAGUCUGGAGAACAGCAUUAUUGGAACAAUCGAGUAUCUGUAGGAAGCCUGGUGUUACAGAAAGGAGAGAACCUCACAUACCCGGAGAACACAUUUGGUGAUCUUGCGUUCCCUAGCAUCGGCAAUCUGCCACCUUCAAUCGCUGGACUGGAUCGAAUGGCCGAAGGCACCCAUAUCGAAAUGUACCUACCGGCAGCGACACUGAUGGCAAGCUGUGAAAACCACAGCCAAGCGCUCAGCAUCGCUAAUACAACAGAUGGCCGGGAUGUAGAGUUCGAAGUGCGCAUACCAGUCACCUGCUCUAAUGGAACGUCCGAUAUCAUGAGAUGUAACGUGAUCGGCUUGCGGCCUUCUCAAUACCAUGGAGAGCCACGCAUUGUCUAUGCCAAAAGUCUGGGGUUCGGGCUGGAUGAGUAUUCACUUUGUGGCGUUGAGUCCUCCAGUGACGACGACGCCUUAGUUUCUGCACCUUCGAUAACUCAAGUCUAUUUUUGGGGAGUUUUCGACACGCAGAAAUCUGAUUUCAGUUUGCUGCAAGCCUGGCAGUGCCAGUACUCAUGGGCAAAGGUCAUGGUAUCUGUCGACAUGAUUUCUACUCAGGGCAAGCUCGUCAUAAACCACAACAAUCCUCCACGACCCAAUCGCUCGACUUUAGUUCCAUGGGAAUCUUCGCUUCUUGUGCCCUUUCUUGAACCUGAUGAUGAUGGAGCAUCGCAUGUGUACGGUAGCGCUUUCCCCAAUGUGGAAUCCACGCUUAAACCACUAGCUCCAUCGUCCCAAGCCUUCAACAUCCUGCUUCCGCCUUAUGGAAAGGUUUCCUUCGAAGGUUUCAGUGAUUUGAAGCAGAGUUGGGACAUUGUAGAAGCAUUGAACUACGAUCGCGCUCUUCUAAGCGCACAGCUUCUCAACCUCGAAAAUCGACUAGGUGUAGAGGAAAUGCCAUCCGAGGAAUUGGAGCUACUGAACGCAGUCCUUAUCAACAAUAACGCUAAGCGACUCUUUCAAAACCCAACAUCGACGUAUCUUCUCGUGGGAAUUCUGAGUAUUGUUGGAACAGUCCAUAUUUUCAUGCUGCUUUCAUCGGUCUUACGACGAUUCACGACUUGGCGGAGGGGACUGCUCGAUAUGGAUGUCAAAGGCCUGGCCCCCGAUGGGUUUAGCAGCAUCGCGAUGAUGGCUGCUCUUCUGGACUCUUCGAAAUUUGAGAAGCAUGUCCCUGAAGACUCUCAUAAGUUAUCGAAGGAAGACCUUUACGACAGGCUGUCAUCUAUGCGCUUUCGCAUGGGCUGGUUUCGAAGAGAGUCUGAUCGAACGAUGCACUUUACUGUCGGGGUUAUGGACGAUGAUGACUUCAGAUUCGUGGGCAAUAAGGAGGACGUGGGCGAUGAAGACAUCAACAAGCAAGAUGUGGACAGCUCAGACGUGGAUCGCCAAGACAUGGAUAGCGAGGGCACUUUGGAAGGCGAGGAAAGAUCAGAGAUUGAGAGGACAGGCAGGCCUGUUUCCACAGCCUAG
This is a messenger RNA of Colletotrichum lupini, 3942 nucleotides long. RefSeq lists its product as uncharacterized. The transcript has 2 exons. The record is from RefSeq and is a predicted model, not a curated record. The coding region runs from base 1 to 3942 and encodes 1313 amino acids. NCBI's taxonomy places the organism in Eukaryota, Fungi, Ascomycota, Sordariomycetes, Glomerellales, Glomerellaceae.